AUGACCCUCAAGCCAAUAUGGCAGCCGCCAUACCACCUUGGUAAAAAGAUGGGACCUAAAGCAGACUUGGGAUUGAUUCUCCUCACAACUACAUUGGUAAACUUUUUGGAUCUUUUCCAGCUUUCUGCUGUUCUCUUUGGUCUUCCAGAUAUUGAACGCGCCUUGAAAUUUACCCCUGAGGAUAUAAACUGGGUCUUGAUUGUGUAUAACAUUACGUUCGCAUCUUUUCUACUGAUUGGAGGUCAACUGGGUCAACGACUCGGAUUGGAAAGAACAUUCAUUGCUGGCACGGCUAUUCUCACCUUGUCGAACAUUAUCAACACUGCUGCUCCCAAUAAAGCUGCUCUGCUUGCUGGUCGAACUAUUUCGGGGAUUGGUGCAGGAUUGACUGCCCCAAAUGGACUGGCUAUAUUAAGUCGGAAGUUUGAAGAUGGUGACGCUCGCAACAAAGCACUGGCAGUGUAUACAGCUUGCGCUCCUCUAGGAUCGACUAUUGGAACUGUGGUCGGCUCUCUCCUUGCAUCCUCUCCUGCUGGCUGGAGGUCAAUCUUCUGGCUAUGUCUAAUUCUCACUGCGAUCUCAACCGCACUAGCAUGUCUAUUUCUCCCCGAGUUCUCGAGGGAGAAUGUACCGAUUGAUGUACUCGGGGCCUCUGUCUUUACCGCGGGAAUCGCACUUCUUGUAUAUGGUCUGAAUGACAGCUCUAGACUUGGCUGGUCGGCACCGUCGGUACUUGUUGGGAUCAUUUUAGGCGCAUUUUUGCUCCUUCUUUUCGUAACUGUCGAGAAGCGAGUUGCCAACCCGGCCGUUCCUCUAUAUGUUUGGAAGUCAUUACCCUUCUUCCUUAUGUUGGUCGCUAUAUUUGCCUUUGGUGGUAGCUUCAGUUCAUGGUUCUUCGUUACCACGCAACUUUGUGUGAACCUGCUUCGUUAUACUCCUGUUCUUACGGCAGUGUACUUUUUGCCAGGUGCCUUCUGCGCGAUCGUGAGCGGCGCUCUCUCGACACCUAUGGUCAAGUUCCUCGGAGAAAAGGCAACCCUCGUCGUCGGCCUUGGAAUAACUGCUGCAGGUGGAGUUGCGUGGGCAUUCGCGACACCCGAACGUGCUGGUGGAACUGCCCACGGACAAGGAUACUGGUACUCGAUUGUGGCCGCAAUCAUAUUUGUCUGUGGUAGCCCGGUUGCCAUGGUACCUGCUCAAAGCAUUUUGCUUCGCCAAGUGGAGGCUGGGAAUCAUGCAGUAGCAAGUGCUCUCUUCAACACUGCCUACCAGGUCGGCGCUAGUGUUCUUCUUGCCGGGGCAAAUGCAUUGAUAAAUGCAAAACAGGAGAAUGUCAAUGGUGCUAUCAUGGCAUCCAUGGAAGGCUACCGGAAUGCCUUUUGGCUCUUGACUGGCGUUCUGGGUGGUGCGGCACUCAUAGUGGCCGUCUCCUACUGGCCUCUGCGAUCUGAGACUUCAGAAAGGGCCAUGGAAGAAGCCUUAGUUGAGGAGCAUCCCACAGUGACAAAGGUUCAUUAA
Molecule: messenger RNA, 1518 nt
Organism: Penicillium crustosum
Lineage: Eukaryota; Fungi; Ascomycota; Eurotiomycetes; Eurotiales; Aspergillaceae
Product: Major facilitator superfamily domain general substrate transporter
Exons: 4
Coding region: 1-1518 (505 amino acids)
Biological process (GO): transmembrane transport
Cellular component (GO): membrane
Molecular function (GO): transmembrane transporter activity
Source: RefSeq, a predicted model, not a curated record